AUGACUUUGAAGCUUCAUUCAAGCGUGACUCUUCAAUCGUUGAAUAUUCUGCAUAAUCACCUCAAACUAAUUAAGGUGGAACUGCAUGAAGACGAGAGGAUUAAAAUCAAGUUGUUCAAAGCGAGAGUAAUUUUCAAUUAUGAAGCAGAAAUCAAAGAUAAAAGCGAACAUGAACACACGAGCAAAUAG
Clunio marinus is the source of this 189-nucleotide messenger RNA. The record is from the annotation of a GenBank genome assembly. Lineage: Eukaryota; Metazoa; Arthropoda; Insecta; Diptera; Chironomidae.